Tetrahymena thermophila SB210 is the source of this 951-nucleotide messenger RNA. RefSeq lists its product as hypothetical. NCBI's taxonomy places the organism in Eukaryota, Ciliophora, Oligohymenophorea, Hymenostomatida, Tetrahymenidae. The transcript has 2 exons. The record is from RefSeq and is a predicted model, not a curated record.
AUGAAAAAAGAAGAAAAAGAAGAAAAAGAAUAGUAAGUAGAAUAGUAAGUAGAAUAAAAAAUACAAUAAGUUUCUAAUUAAGAACUUGUUUUUAAAAAACCAUAAGGUAGGCCUUAAUAUUCUAAUAAUACGACAAUGAAAUAAUAAUAAGAUGAAAAAAUACUUUAAAGUGAAACUUCACCCUAGUGUACGGAUUAACGUAUUCUUGAACUUGGCAUGAAAGUGUAUAGUACGAAUACACCUAUCAUAAAAACAACUAGAAUAAAUGCACUUAAUAUGGAUACAUAUACCAUUAAUCCUGAAUCCUAAAUUAUGUUUAGUAUGUUUAGAAACAAACAAUAUCCUGUAAUCGAAAGUAAAGAUUUUUCAGGGGUAGCUAUAAAGCCUAGAUUACCUAUAUCAAGUUAAGGUCAAAUUCCAGAAUUUAAAUUCUAAGAAAUAAAUAUGGAAGAAAUAAUUGAUAAUCUUAAUGAAUGCUUUUUAAUUAAAUAACAGUUAUCUGAAGGAAUAUCUUAUUUUAUUAAAAAAUCUGUUCCGAAUUUGAAAACAUUUGAUGAUGAAAUGAACUCGAAGGAUAAAUAAAUUAUUUCAACAAAAAUGAUUUAUUUCCAUUAAAAGGAAAUUGAAAAUUUAAUGGAUAAAAUGUAAAAAAUGUUUAAUUAAGAUUUGAGCAUAUAAUUUAACUUAUAUUUUGCUUUUGCUGUGAUGAAAAAAUUAUUAUUCUCAUGUGAUUUUUACGGAGAGCCUUUAGUAAUAUUUGAAUUGGAUAAAUUUAUUAUAGCUAAUGAAGAACUUCAAAAAAGCUACACCGGAUAGGAAUUUAAUAAGAAAAAUGAUAUAAAUAAUCUUCCAUACUUCUUUAAUGUUCAAUCUAAUCCAUGCAUUUACAGAAUAGAAUAAAAUAAAUAAUUAAAAAUAGUAUAUGAAAAACUCAACAAGAGAUUAUUUUGA